GUUCCUUCCAGCUUUCAUAUUUAAACCAGAUUCAAAUACUUCUAUCAUUUCAUUCUCUAGUCAACCAUCGACUAACUAACUUUGCUGGAAAUCAAAUUCGAACUUCAAGGACACAUCCUUGAAGUGCAUAAUAGCUGGGGAAAUUUGUCUGACGAAAUGAAGUUCCUACUGCUUCUCACUUUUGUGGCCUUUACUCUGCUAAUCCCGACGGAGGGAAAAUGCUUCGGGAACAAUUGGAGAUGGCGGGACCUGGAAUGUCGGGGCCCCCGUUACGAUAAGAGAUUCAGCUUCUCACUCACCAAAACUCAAAAGAGAAACUUUUGCUGUGAAGAUGCGCCUAAUACUUCGUGCUGGUGGGAUGACUCUACGGCCCGUGACGCCCAGUGCCAAGGACUGCGAGAGGACUUAAGGUACAGCUAUAAACUUCUUAUGUGGACGAAGUACUGCUGCUCGGAUCCUCUUGUCAUGGGACCAGCAUGUUUUCACAACGAUUGGAUUGCACGUGACGAGGCGUGCAAAAAUUCCACAGAAAAAUACUCGGUCCCUGUCACACCUUGGUUCAGAGAUUACCCGGGCGCUAUUGGUGGCACGUUUUAUUGCUGCCCGCCCGGAAGUUACUGGGUGGAGAAGGAUUGAUUAAACUCAUUUAUUUGACACAUCCGUAUGCCUUGGUAACAUUGUAAAAUCCGUAAAUUCUAUAAACUUUCACAGUUUUACAAAGUCUUACAAAUAUUUCUCAGAUUUUUAGAUUAUCUUAGAUUUUCUAAAUUAAUUUAAACAUUUGUGUAAACUUACUUAUUGUUAGAUCGUGACUCUUAUUUUGUAAGGGUUUGUAAAAUUAUUUGUACAAAACUUACUUAGUUUAUAACGUUAUCAGUGACGAUGUACAUAUAUACGUGAAUUUCCUGAAUACAGUUUUUUUCUAAUUGUUAUCUACAAAAGUGUCAAAAUAAAUUAGUUACUAACGAUUAUCUGUAAGAAAGUUUCCGCAAUUAAAUAUACAAAAGGCGUUAGGA
Folsomia candida is the source of this 1016-nucleotide messenger RNA. RefSeq lists its product as uncharacterized. Lineage: Eukaryota; Metazoa; Arthropoda; Collembola; Entomobryomorpha; Isotomidae. Bases 157 to 636 code for a protein of 159 amino acids. The transcript is spliced from 3 exons. The record is from RefSeq and is a predicted model, not a curated record.